AUGUUAUUUUUUUCAUUUUAUAAAUCACUUGUUGGUAAAGAGAUUACAGUGGAAUUAAAAAAUGAUCUUUCAAUAACAGGAUUAUUACAAUCAGUUGAUCAAUUUCUUAAUAUAAAAUUAAAAGAUAUUAAAGUAAACGAAGAAGAUAAAUACCCAUAUAUGAUUUCAGUUAAAAAUUGUUUUAUUAGAGGUUCAGUUGUAAGAUAUGUACAUUUACCAGCAGAGGAUGUUGAUGUUGAAACUUUACAAGAUCACUCAAGGUUAGAAGCAAGAGAACAAAAAAAACAAAAUAAACAACACCAAGAACAAACUAAUCAAAAAUCUUCAAAUACAACAACAACAACAACUGUUUAA
Molecule: messenger RNA, 354 nt
Organism: Dictyostelium discoideum AX4
Lineage: Eukaryota; Evosea; Eumycetozoa; Dictyosteliales; Dictyosteliaceae
Gene: lsm2
Product: LSM domain-containing protein
Exons: 2
Coding region: 1-354 (117 amino acids)
Biological process (GO): mRNA processing
Cellular component (GO): nucleus
Molecular function (GO): RNA binding
Source: RefSeq, a predicted model, not a curated record